AUGAACAUUAGUCAUAUUCCAAUGUUUAUUGGGUCUUUCAAAGAGCUUGCAGAUCUUUUUAUUUGCGGGAAUCCCAUCACUGGAAUCAUUCCUCCACAGCUUGGAAAUCUCACCAAAUUGGAAACUCUUUUUCUUCAAAGCACUUCUCAAAUGAUUAUUGAAAACCCUGGAUGGCUCUCCCAACUUACUUCUCUGAAGCAACUCGUCUUAACUAAUUGCCAACUUCUUAAGGUACCUGAUCAUAUUUCAGCAUCAUCUCUUUCCCAUUCAAACUAUUCCUUCACUUCUCUUCAAGAAAUUGAAAUCGUUGACGGUUUUAUACAUCCUGCAACCAUUAAUUGGUUACUAAAUUAUAGUGUUAAACUAAAUGGUUUGGAAUUAUCUAAUAACAACCUUAGAGGAACAUUACAUGAUCUUCUUGGAAAUAUAUCAAGUUCUAUCAAGAAUUCCUUAGAGUCUUUGCUAUUGAGUUUUAACCAACUUGGUGGAUUGAUUCUUGAUGACUUUAAAAACACCAUUCCAUCUUUGACUAAUCUUCGUCUUGACAAUAAUCAGUUGGAAGGUCAUUUUCCUAACCGUUUGAAAAGAUUUCCCAAUCUUAAAAGUCUAGUUAUAAGUCAUAACCAAUUCUUUGGAUUAUUACCUGACCUUUCAUCAAUGCCAAAUUUGGAACGUUUCGAAGCAUCUAACAAUAAGUUUAGUGGUGUUUCAAGUGAGAGUAUUGCAAAGCUUGAUUAUUUAUAUUUGUUAAUUGUCUUCAUAAAUUCUCUCACUGGGUAUGUGUCUCAUGUAAAUCUACAAUGCCCGAGCUUAAGUACUUAG
Cannabis sativa is the source of this 822-nucleotide messenger RNA. RefSeq names its product LRR receptor-like serine/threonine-protein kinase ERL2. The record is from RefSeq and is a predicted model, not a curated record. Lineage: Eukaryota; Viridiplantae; Streptophyta; Magnoliopsida; Rosales; Cannabaceae. Bases 1 to 822 code for a protein of 273 amino acids. Gene Ontology annotation, molecular function: protein binding. The transcript has a single exon.